GUUUGCAGAGGCCGUGACCACCUGUGCUAUGCGAAGAGCCGUAGCACUAAAGAAUCUUGAAAUAAAAGAAAAUGCACUGAGUCAGCUGGAUGUGCCAUUUAAAGUUAAGGCAGGACAUAUUGGUCAACUUAACCUACAGAUUCCAUGGCAAAACCUUUACACGCAACCUGUUGAGGCAGUUCUUGAUGGAGUUUAUUUGCUUAUUGUGCCCACAGCCAGCAUAAAAUAUGAUGCUGAAAAAGAAGCCAGGCAGCUCUUGGAAGCAAGACAAAGGGAAUUGCAAAGGAUUGAAGAAGCAAAGCAGAAAAUAGCUGAUCGAGAUAAAGUAAAAGAAGAGAAACAAGACACUUUUGUAGAAAAACUAGUCACUCAGGUGAUUAAAAAUCUUCAGGUGAAAAUUUCCAACAUCCAUAUUCGCUAUGAAGAUGAUAUCACAAAUCGGAAUAAUCCCUUGUCAUUUGGGAUUUCACUUCAGAAUCUGAGUUUGCAGACUUCAGAUAAGAAUUGGAAUCCAUGUCUACACGAUGAAACUGCCAAGUUGUUCUACAAGCUUGUACGACUGGAUAACCUUUUUGCUUACUGGAAUGUGAAAUCGGAGAUGUUCUACCAUCGUGGUUGUGAGGAAUCAUUGGUAAACUUAAAACAGGGAGUUGCCAGCCACAAUGUGAUUCCAGAAGGCUAUGAUUUUGUAUUCCGCCCAAUUUCAGCUAGAGCCAAACUCCUUAUGAAUCCUCGAUCGGAUGUUGACUUUUCGUCACCAAAAAUGGAUUUAGAUGUAAAUUUGCAGGAUAUUACUGUUGAAUUCAAUAAGCCACAGUACUUCAGUGUUAUGGAGCUGCUUGAGUCUAUUGAUAUGAUGACUCGAAAUCUGCCAUAUAGGAAGUACAGACCUGAUGUUCCGCUGCACAACAAUGCCAAGACAUGGUGGAAGUAUGUUAUUUCUGGUAUCCUUGAAGUAAAUGUUCAACCUAAGCUCCAGAUGUGGUCAUGGGAACACAUUCGGCACCAUAGGAAACAAGUGAAGAACUAUAAAGAGAUGUAUAAAACAAAGAUAACGUCAAAAAAACCUAGUGAAGAAAUCUUAAAAUUUUUGGAGGAAUUUGAAAAGGCUUUGGAUAUUUUUAACAUCACUCUAGCAAGGCAACAAGCAGAAGUUGAGGCAACUAAGGCUGGAUUAAAAAUCUACAGACCAGGAGUGAAACAAGAUGAUGAAAAUUCUGGUGGCUGGUUUAGUUGGAUAUGGAGCUGGUCAGGUGAAAAAAAGGAUGAACAAAAACAAGAAGUAAAGGGUUCAAGUCUUGAAGAGCUGAUGACAUGUGAAGAGAAGGCUAAACUUUAUGCAGCAAUUGGAUACAGUGAAACAGCUGUGGAUCCAACCCUUCCAAAAUCAUAUGAAGCCAUGAAGUUCUCCAUGAAGCUAUUAAGCAUGUCUAUAUCACUAAGGGAAAACAAGCAAACUCCUGAGCUGGUAGUAUUUGCAUUAACUGGCUUGAGUACAGUAUUUACCCAACGACCAGGUGCACAAGCAAUAAGAUUUGAAACAAAAGUUACAUCACUUGAGGUUACAGGCACAUCCCGAGAAAAGUGCACACCUUGUCUCCUGUCUUCUCGAACAGUCUAUUCAGAUGAGAGUACCUCACUCUUAAGCAUAAUGUUUGAGACUAAUCCUUUGGAUGAGAAAGCAGAUCAGAGGCUUAGAAUUGAAUCGCAGCCACUGGAAAUAAUCUAUGAUGCUAUAACAAUAAACAGCUUAGUGGAUUUCUUCAGGCCUCCGAAAGAUGUACAUUUGGAACAAUUGACAUCAGCAACUCUGAUGAAACUUGAAGAGUUCCGUGAAAAAACAUCAACAGGUUUGUUGUAUGUUAUUGAAACCCAAAAGGUUCUGGACCUCAAAAUUAACCUCAUGGCUUCAUAUAUCAUUGUUCCACAAAAGGGAUUCUAUGAGCAUACAUCAAAUUUACUACUUCUGGAUCUUGGUAGUCUGAAGAUGAAAAGCAAAAGUCGCUCUGAUUUAUCAGAACUCAAAGUAGGACAAAGCACUAUUGAAGAUAUAAUGUCAAGAGCUUAUGACAGUUUUGAUGUCCAGCUCAGCAGUAUACAGUUAUUGUACAGCAAACAUGAUGAGAACUGGCAAGAUGCUCGGAAGCUGAAAUGUUCAUCUCAACAUAUCUUGCAGCCCUUGGAUGUCAAAGUGGAAUUUAGUAGGGCUAUGGUUGUUACAGAUGCAAGAAUGCCCAAGUUCAAACUGUCUGGACAGCUGCCUUUACUUUCUAUCCAAAUAUCAGACCAGAAGCUGACUAGUAUCUUGGAGCUAAUUGAUAGCAUUCCUAAGCCAGAGAGUGCUCCUGCUGCCAGUUCUCCUCCAAAAAUACCUGAGGCUGCAAUAUCGCCUGUACUCUCAGCAUCACAUACAUCCCAAGGUGUGUUUCCUGUUUUGGAUCUUCAUUCAUUUGCUGAGUCAGAAUCAGAAGAAGAAUUUUAUGAUGCUCUAAGCAGCCCUGUGGAAGAAAUACCAUUUUUUGAAGCCACAUCUGAUUCCCUCAAGCGAGCUGGCAGUACAAGGCGAAAAAAACUAUGUAAACAAGAAUCCUUGAAAAAUAUGACAGAAUUCCAGCUGAGGUUUGAAGUAGCUGAGGUCUUAAUUAAAUUAUGCCGUCUUACUGGUAACACUGAGACACCUGUGCUGCAGCUUGAUAUUGUAGGGUUAGGCACUGAACUUAAAUUGAGAACAUUUGACAUGACUGCAAAUGCUUUCCUUCGUGAAGUUUGUCUGCUGUGCCCAGAGUAUAUGGAUGAUAAUGACAAGCCAGUUUACAUAAUUACCACUUUGGAUAACGUAGAAGAUGAUCUUCUCACUCUAGAAUACAUAAAGGCUGAUAUUAAUGGACCAGAACUGAAAACUGCCUAUCAGAACAUUUUGCAGAAAAUAAAGGUGAACUUUUCAUCUCUAGAUGUUCAUUUGCAUACUGAAGCUCUGCUGAAUGCUAUGAACUAUGUGAAUAAUCUUCUACCCAAACAAGAAACUAAAGUUGCAGAAGAACCAGUCCAUGAAAAAACAGAGGAGAAGAAGGAUGUCCUUAAGAAAUUAACAUCCAAAAAAUCGAAGUAUGAAGAUGUUAUCGACCUCAACAUCUGUGCGGAUUUGUCCUGUUUACGUAUCUUUAUUAGAGAGAAAAAACAUAGAAUAGCUGAAAUUCACAUUGAAGGUCUGGAUAGCCAAGUGAUCAUGAAAAAAACAGCAACAGAAGUGACUGCAAAAUUAAAGAACAUAAUUGUUGUGGAUUCUGAUGAGGCAGCAUUGUAUAAAAAGGCUCUUUACAUCACAGGAAAAGAAGUCUUCAACUUCAGAAUGAUAUCAUAUGUGAAUGCUACAGAUGGCAUUGCAUAUACAAAUAUGGAUGUUGUUGACAAUCGUAUUUACCUAACUGUUGGGUGUAUUCAAGUAGUUUUUGUCAACAAGUUUGUUUCAUCUAUUUUGGCUUUUAUAAAUAACUUUCAAGCUGCCAAGGAAGCUGUUACUGAGGCAACUGUUCAAGCAGCAGAGAAAGCAGCAACAGGUGUAAAAGAGCUAGCGGAGCGUAGUUCCCGUUUGGCACUGGAUAUCAACAUUAAAGCACCUGUUGUGAUAGUUCCACAGUCAGCAAUGUCUGCGAAUGUCCUGGUGGCUGAUCUUGGUCUGAUCACGGUGAAGAACCAAUUCUUUAUUGCUAAAACAAAAACACGGUAUAAUCUGCCACCUGUUGUUGACUCUAUGACCGUGAAAUUGAGUGAACUAAAGUUGUACAGAUCGUGCUAUGAGCAGGGUUCAUUGCAAACUGAAGUGCAGUUGCUGCAGCCACUCAAUCUGGAAGUAGCUGUUGAACGAAAUUUAGCCGCUGCAUGGUAUAAUGAAGUUCCUGAUAUUGAAAUAUCUGGCAGACUCAAGCCUAUGAAUCUAAUUCUCAGUCAGGAAGACAUUACAACAAUAUUGAGGACACUAAAUGAAAAUAUAGGUGGAAGCUCUGAUGCAUCAACAUCUUUACCGGAACCAAAAGAUACGACUAGCCAUAGUAGUGAUAUGCAUAGUACUUCACAGCACUCUGCAGGUGUAACUGUUGUGACAUCAGCUGUGGUGGAAUUGCAUUCACCCAUGAAAAUAAAAACAACACUAAAACUGGACUUCAGAUUCGACUCUCUGACUUUAGUAUUGUAUAGUCCAAAUUCAAAGCAGGUUACAAAUUUGGAUCAGAGAGAUGAACUUCUGAAGCUUGCAGAGUUUAAGUUAGUUUUGAUGUCAGCUGCUCUCAAAAUGUUAUCAGACGGUUCAAUGAAUGCUUCAGUCAAGCUGGCAAACUGUACAUUAGAUGAUAAAAGACAAUCAAUCCAAAAGGCUACACCAAGGAUGGUGGAAAUGAAACAUGGAUUUGAAAAGAAAGUUAUGGUGGAUAUAAGCUAUAAGCAGGGGAGAGAUGGCACUGUUCUGGAUGUGAUUGUUCAAGAGAUAUACCUUUGUGCAAGCAUGGAGUUUCUACUUACUGUUGCAGAUAUAUUCCUUAAGGCUAAUGCAGAAAGUGCUGCUGCACAGAGAAACCUCAAACAGUCAUUACCUUUAAAGGAGCAAGCACCUGCACAGCCUGUAUCUACAAUGGAAAUGAACAUUGUUGUUAAAAAUCCAGAGAUUGUGUUUGUGGCUGAUUUAACAAGAAGUGAUGCUCCUGCAUUGGUGGUUACAACACAGUGUGAGGUCUUCAUUAAAAAAAGCCCUGAAAGAUACAGCAUGACAGCUGCUGUUAAAGAGAUACAAAUGAAAGCGUGCCCAUUUCUACCAGAAAAAAGGAAAGGGAAUGUUACUACGGUAUUACAGCCUUGCGACUUCUUCUUUGAAAUGAAACAGUCAGGUACUGAUCCACAGACAGCUGAUCUAACGAUUAAAUCUCUAACAAUAAAAGUUUCACCAAUAAUCAUAAACACCGUAAUUACUAUUACAUCAGCCUUCUAUCAAACUGCAGAAACAACAGAAGAAGAGAUUAGUCAAAUUCCUCCAGACUUGUGGAAUAAGAAAGAUAUAAAAAAUCUAAAAAUGUGGUUUCUUGAAGAGUCAAAUGAAAAUGAAGAUAAAAAUCCAACUGCUGAACUGGUUCCCACGGGAGAGUCAUUGAAAAUGAAUGUGGAAUCUGUUUUUCUAACACUUGAAGCUGGCGUUGGGCACCGAACUGUGCCAAUGCUUUUAGCCAAGUCCUCAUUUCUUGGAGAAGUCAAAAACUGGAGUACUCUAAUCAACCUGCGUUCUCAUCUGGAGCUAGAGGUACAUUAUUUUAACGAAAUGUUUGGGGUGUGGGAACCUUUGCUUGAGCCACUAGAAGUUGAGAAGACCGAUUUAUUCAAACCAUGGAUUCUUGAAAUUAAGAUGAAGAAGAAGGCUAAGAAAGCAUUGGUUGAAUCAGAUGCAGAAGAAGAAAACUACAAAGUUCCAGAAUAUAAAACAGUAAUAAAUAUCUCCUCAAAAGAUCAGCUGAACAUCACACUCUCCAAGUGCGGGAUGCAAAUGUUAAGUAACUUGGGCACGGCAUUUGCUGAAGCAGCUAGUCAAACUUCAGACAUCUUCAAAAAAGACCGAGCACCAUUUGUAAUAAUAAAUUCUUUAGGACUUCCCAUCACUGUCUCACCUAGUGAUUCCUUUAGUGUCCUUAAUGUUGAAUUUGGAGCAAAAAUAUUUCAUUUAAGAGAUGGAGAGAACUUGAAUAUGGAAUUUGUCAGAACUAAAAAUGAGAGUGACCAGUUCACAGCAAUGACCACUCUGAGUAGCAAGAGGUUUUACAUUCAGAUCUGUCCACAUAAUCAUUCCACUGUGGAAAAGAUUCCAUUGACAAAAGUGGGUCGAUGUAUUUACAGAGUGAGACACGAGGAAUCAGGUGUUGAAAGGUCCAUUGUCUGCCAAAUUGAUACCGUUGAAGGAAGCAAGAUGAUAACUAUACGUUCUCCUCUUCAGAUACGGAAUCAUUUUUCAAUCCCACUAAAUAUUUUUGAGGAAGGAAGGUGUUUAGGGGCUGCUUCACCAGAAAAUGAAUUCAAUAUACCAUUAUCAUCUUACAGAUCCGUACUGAGUUUGCAACCGCUAGCCAAUGAAAAUGGAGUGGAUGGAGAAUAUGAUAUGUGUGAAGGAAUUACAUUUGAUGAAAUCAUGAAAAAUGUUGACAGUUUGUUACAAAGGAAAUGCCAGUCUGUGAGGUCAACUAACCACUCACUCAUCAUCAAUAUUGUUCCUGUAAAAGACACAGUGGUAUCUUCAUCAUGUACAGAAGAUCAAUGGGAUUUUCCAUAUGUUGUUCAUUUAUGGCCUUCAGUUCUUCUCCGCAAUCUUCUUCCUUACCAAAUAACUUACUCUGUAGAGGGAGAUGGGAACAAAUAUGACACUCUACAAGAGGGAUGUUCAGCCCAGAUUCACAAUGCAGUCUUGGAUCAAACAAAACUAGAUUUACAUUUGCUUAACUAUCUUGAUCAAAAUUGGAAAAGUGAGUACCAUAUAAAAAGCAAUCUACCAGAAAUCAGCUUUACGACGUUUUACUGCAUCACGGAGUUGGAUAAGACUGAACUGGAUAUUGCUGUCCAUGUGACCUACACAACUGGGCAGGUGGUUAUAGCAAUUCACAGUCCGUAUUGGAUGGUAAACAAAACCGGUCGAAUGUUGCAGUACAAAGCUGAUGGUAUUCACCGCAAGCAUCCUCCAGAUUACAAGAAGCCGCUCCUUUUUUCUUUCCAGCCCAAAAACUUCCUCCAAAAUAAUAAGGUGCAACUUAUGGUAACUGACAGUGAACUGUCUGAUCAGUUUUCACUGGACACUGUUGGAAGUCAUGGUUCUGUGAAAUGCAAGAGUCAUAAAAAGGAAUAUCAAGUUGGUGUCACUAUAAACAACAGCAGUUUUAAUAUUACUAGAAUCGUAACUUUCACUCCAUUUUUUAUGAUCUCAAAUAGAAGCAAAUACACUUUGGAAGUAGCUGAAGAAGGCAAGGAAAAGUGGAUUCCUAUUGUUUUGCAACAGUGGUGUGAGAAACAAUGGGAAAGGGAACUUAGUGGCAUGUGCAUUCCCUUUUGGCCUGAAAAUGAUGCCAACAAACUGCUUGUUAGAGUUGAAAAUUCUGAUCUCCCCCCAAAGAAGAUAAAUUUUGAUAAGCAAGAAAACUGUCUGCUGCUGCAUUUGGACAACAAGCUUGGAGGAAUUACAGUGGAUGUUAAUCUGACUGAACAUUCUACAGUGAUUACCUUUUCUAAUUACCAUGAUGGUGCAGCUCCAUUUCUGUUGAUAAACCAUACUAAAGAGGAAAUUAUUGAGUAUGGACAAAGCUCCCUCAGUGAAUUGGAAGAUUUUCUUCAGCCAAAUAAGGCAGUAUUGUAUACUUGGGCAGAUCCAGCAGGAUCUAGAAAAUUGAAAUGGAAAUGUGGAAAUAGAACUGAGGAAAUUACACCAAAAGAGGACAAAAUGGACAUACUCAGUCUGGAUUGUAGAAAAGUGGUCUAUUUGAUGUCAUUUUUUGAAGGUUUGCAGCGUAUUGUCCUGAUCACUGAAGAUGAGAAUGUAUUUAAGUUGGCAUAUGAAAGUGUAAAAGCAGAACUAGCAGAACAAGAAAUAGUUCUGUCUUUGCAAGAUGUUGGAAUUUCAUUGGUUAAUAAUUAUACAAGGCAAGAGGUGUCCUACAUUGGAAUUACAAGUUCUGAUGUGGUCUGGGAGACAAAGCCCAAGAAGAAGUCGAGAUGGAGACCAAUGAGUGUUAAGCAGACUGAUAAAUUAGAACAAGAAUUCAAAGAUUACAGUGAGCUGACUCCUUCAGAAAAUAAGAUUAUUGAGUUGGAAUCAAAUGUUUUGGUAUGUUUAACUCCUAAUGGAAUGAACAUGAAGAUUCAGCAACCAAAUGAGAUUCCUAUCAGAAGGAAUUAUCUGCCAGCUUUAAAAGUAGAAUAUAGUUCAUCUGCACAUCAGAAGUCUUUCAGAAUUCAAAUUUACAGGAUACAGAUACAAAACCAGAUUCCUGGAGCCAUAUUUCCCUUUGUGUUCUAUCCUAUUAAACCUCCAAAGUCCAUCACCCUGGAUUCAGCACCAAAACCUUUUACUGAUGUCAGUAUUGUCAUGAGAACUGCAGGACAUUCACAAAUAUCUCACAUUAAGUAUUUUAAAGUGCUGAUUCAAGAAAUGGAUCUCAGAUUAGAUCUUGGCUUCCUGUAUGCACUGGUUGAAUUCUUUACGCAGACUGAAGUGCCAAGUGACCAAGAGCUAGAACUUUUCAAAAAGGAUGUUCAAUCUCUUCAAGAAGAACUGAUGAGUGUGUCAUCAAUGGAUACGUCACAAAUCAGCUUGUAUGAAUACUUUCAUAUCUCUCCAAUUAAGUUACACUUAAGCUUUUCACUCAGUACGGGUGGAGAAGAUAGUAACAAAGAAGAACGAAAGAAUGAAUUGAUACCGCUUCAGUCCUUGAAUCUCCUGCUGAAGAGUAUAGGGGCCACCCUCACAGAUGUACAAGAUAUUGUCUUUAAGUUGGCAUUCUUUGAGCUCAGCUAUCACUUUUGUACUACGCAGCAGCUCCAAUCAGCGGUUGUAAGACAUUAUUCAAAACAGGCUAUUAAACAGAUGUAUGUUCUUAUACUUGGCCUUGAUGUCUUGGGUAAUCCAUUUGGAUUCAUAAGAGGCUUGUCUGAAGGAGUAGAAGCAUUCUUCUAUGAACCUUACCAGGGAGCCAUCCAGGGUCCUGAAGAAUUUAUAGAAGGAAUGGCACUAGGACUUAAAGCACUAGUAGGGGGAGCUGUGGGUGGAUUAGCUGGUGCUGCAUCAAGAAUCACUGGUGCUAUGGCAAAAGGAGUAGCUGCGAUAACUAUGGAUGAGGAUUACCAGCAGAAAAGGAGAGAAGCCAUGAAUAAACAGCCCACUGGUCUGAGAGAGGGUAUCACUCGUGGCGGAAAAGGAUUAGUUUCUGGUUUUGUCAGUGGUAUAACAGGAAUAGUUACAAAACCAAUAAGAGGAGCUCAGAAAGAAGGAGCAGCUGGGUUUUUCAAAGGUGUUGGAAAAGGCUUAGUGGGAGCAGUAGCUCGGCCUACUGGAGGAAUCAUAGACAUGGCAAGCAGCACAUUUCAGGGUAUUAAAAAAGUUGCAGAUUCAUCAGAGGAUGUGAUAAGCCUACGCCCACCUCGCUUCUUUGGUGAAGAUGGAGUUAUUAGACCUUACAGAUUAAGAGAUGGAACCGGAAGUCAAAUGUUACAGAAAAUUGAAAAUGGAAGAUUUGCAAAACUCAGAUAUAUUGCACAUGCUAUGGUCAACAGUACAGAUCUGUUAAUGGUAACUAAAAGUGGUGUGUUAUUUGUGACAAAAGGGACUUUUGGACAGCUGACCUGUGAAUGGCAAUACAGUUAUGAUGAGUUUACCAAAGAACCCUUUAUCGUCGAUGGCAGAAGAUUACGCAUUGAAGCCAAGGAACGAGUUAAGUCUGUGUUCCAUGCCAAAGAAUUUGGAAAAAUUAUUAAUUUUAAAACUCCAGAGGAUGCUAAGUGGAUCCUUUCUAAACUGGAAGAAGUGAGAGAGAAUCAGCCAAAAUUGUAAUGAAUGGAGAAGCACGAAGAUAUGAAGAACACUGAACAGCUACCUUUUAAUUCCUCUGUAAAAAAGAAAACUAUCUGAAUGUCAGCAACAAAAGCAAAAACAUCACGCAAGGAAGAUUUAUGAAAUUAUUUACUGUGGUCACAACAAUCUAUGGCUAUAUCACAAAAAUAGAUGACGUUGUUAAAAAAAACACAACCUGAGCAAUCAAAAAAUUUCUGCCAAGUUUUGGCUUGUUUUGUUUUGUUUUUUAAUGUAAGAAUUCCGGAUUUCAUUUUUUUAUAAAUACAGUGUAAAAAGAAUUUGUUUUACCAUUACUUUUGAUAUUGAAAUUGAACUCUGGAAUAAUUCUUGUGAUACUAUUCAGAGCGAAUCUUCCAGUUUUGAUUUGAUUCUGAAAAUUUUGUUUCUGUCUUAGUUUUCAUAUGACUUGAGGCUGUGUUGAAAUUCAAAUUUCUUUAUCAAGGGAAAUGUUAACUUAAUAAUCACUAGUCUUACAACUCAAAUUCUAAUAAAGAGGCUGCUGACCAGGGAAGUCUAAUUUAGAUGAUCACAGGAGCGGCUACUUAGUUAACAAUAUUAUUUUCUUUUUGUAAAUGAAUGGACCAGAUCACGAUGAAUUUACAGUACAGUAUCACUUUUAGUGUAAACUUUUCUAUAUUCUACUCAAGGAAAUGUCGUAGCACCUCUAUCAAUAUUCACAGAAAAAAUGUAAGAGUUUACAAAAAUGUAUGAUGGGGAGAAUUACUCUAUCUCUGCACUAAAAGUAUUAAUUAAAGCCUAUUAUUUUAAAUAAGUGUUAUUAGCAGUCUUACAACUAAAGGAGUUUAUGGGGUUAAAGUGCACUGUUGCAUACCAAAAAUAAAUGCCUUGGAUUACACAAUAUUGUGUCCUAAGCAAGUGACUAAUAAAGUCAAAUUUAUAUUAAAUAAUA
Molecule: messenger RNA, 10493 nt
Organism: Calidris pugnax (ruff)
Lineage: Eukaryota; Metazoa; Chordata; Aves; Charadriiformes; Scolopacidae
Gene: VPS13A
Product: vacuolar protein sorting 13 homolog A (S. cerevisiae)
Exons: 73
Coding region: 29-9562 (3177 amino acids)
Biological process (GO): protein targeting to vacuole; autophagy; protein retention in Golgi apparatus
Cellular component (GO): extrinsic component of membrane
Source: RefSeq, a predicted model, not a curated record